AUGGCCACUACACUCAAGGCACCCACCGGCGCUGCACCUUCUUUGUUGCAUUCUAAGCACGCAUCCACCCACAAGGAGGAGGUUGGCACCAAGCAUUUCCCCGACGAACUCGUCACCGGACACAUUUACGCCAAACAUCGUGAUGACGAUAGUACCAAAAUUGAUCUCCCCAGUUACAUCUCAGUUAUCGAGAAUAUUAUCACAACUGCUGAUCAAAUUAUUGAUACUGUUCAUCGGGGAAUCGACGGCCGCUUGGUACACUCCGAUGCAACUUUGGCAUUCAAUGUUGUGAUCGAGCCUCCGCUUUGUACCCUUCAUCGUAUCUCUAGCGAGUUGUCAUGCAAAGCUCCCGGGAUAGAAAAAGCACACGAGACGACACUAGAAAUCUUCGAAAUAUUGGCUAAUUAUCCAUGGGAAGCCAAGGCAGCUCUCACAUUGAUAGCCUUUGCAGCCGAUUAUGGAGACUUAUGGCAUCUCCAUCAUUACUCCCAUGCUGAUCCAUUGGCUAAAUCAUUGGCCAUUAUCAAGCGAGUAGCUACCUUGAAGAAGCACUUAGACUCACUUCGAUACCGACAAGUGCUUCUCAAUCCCAAGAGCCUUAUUCAAAGCUGUUUGCAAGCAAUCAAAUAUAUGGAUGAGAUACGAGAAUUCUCCAAAUAUGAUGUCAAGGAACUUUCUGAGUUACCCGCUGCUCUUCGUCAGAUCCCAUUGGUUACUUAUUGGGUUAUACACACUAUUGUCGCUUCUAGAAUUGAGCUCUCCAGCUAUCUGAGCGAAACCGAGAAUCAGCCACAGAGAUAUUUGAAUGAUUUGUCUGAAAAAAUGGCUAGGGUACUCGACGUACUCGAAAAGCAUCUCGAAAUAUUACGAGAACAACAUGAGGAGGUUGAUCUCUACCGGUGGCUGGUUGACCAUAUUGAGCAUUAUCGUACCGACAUUACAUUGGUUGUUCCAAAGCUUCUUAGCGGCAAAACAGAAACCAAGCCACUUAUUGAUGGCUCUACCCUAAGAGAGGUUGGUGUUUAUGAAAGUUUGUCGGGAAAGAACGUGAUAUUGGUCAUUUCUGGGUUGGAUAUCUCCGAAGAUGAUAUCAAAGCUAUUCAUAAUGUUUACGAUGAAUUGAAAAGUAGAGGCACUAAUUAUGAGAUAGUUUGGAUUCCAAUUAUCCUGGAGUCUAAUCAUGAAGAUGAUCACAAGAAAUAUGAGUAUCUGCGUUCUAGAAUGAAGUGGUACUCAAUCCAGUUUACUACAAAAAUAUCGGGCAUGAGAUACCUUGAGGAGAAGUGGCAACUUAGAGAAGAUCCAUUAGUUGUGGUACUCAGCCCACAGUCCGAAGUGGUGUUCAUGAAUGCAAUUCACCUAAUUCGAGUUUGGGGAACUGAAGCAAUCGAUUUUAAGGAAGAUAGAGCCAAGUUUUUAUUGAGAAAAAAUUGGCCCGAUUCAACUCUUGUCAAGUUCACUCACCAACCAAGAUUGCAAAGUUGGAUCAAGCAAGAGAAAAGCAUCUUAUUCUAUGGUGGCAAAGAACCAAUGUGGAUCCAACAAUUUGAAGAGAGGGUAGAAAUUUUGAAGAGUGAUCCGUUGAUAAGGGACGGUGGUUCGUUUGAGAUCGUACGCAUAGGAAAGAAUGCAAAAGGAGAGGAUGAUCCUGCACUCAUGGCUCGUUUUUGGAAAAUACAAUGGGGCUAUUUUAUAGUCAAAAGUCAGUUGAUUGGUUCAAGUGCGAGCGAGACAACCGAAGACAUUCUCAGGUUGAUUUCUUACCAAAAUGAAGAUGGUUGGGUUGUUCUUUCUGUAGGGUCUGCGCCUGUGUUAGUUGGCCGUGGGAUAUUGAUUUUGAAGUUGCUUGAGGAAUUCCCAAAAUGGAAGCAGAGUUUGCGCCUAAAGGCUUUCCCAGAUGCUUUUAGAGAUUACUUUAAUGAGCUGGCUCUCAAGAGUCACCAAUGUGAUCGAGUAAUUCUUCCAGGGUUUAGUGGAUAUAUUCCUAUGAUUGUUAAUUGUCCUGAGUGUCCUCGUUUCAUGGAGACUGGUAUUAGCUUCAAGUGCUGCCACGGAGGUGCUCAUAUGUGAAGAUGAUCGACUCGACCUGAUGCUAGAAGUCAUAUCCAUACCUUUUCUUAUAAUACACCAUUACUACUAUUACUAUGAAUGAUACCAUUUGGUCCUUCAUAUGGAUCUAUACAACUUUAUAUUAAAAUCGAGUCCAUUAGGUCUCGUUGUUGUCCUGAAUCAGCUUUUGUAUGAAUUAUAUUAUUUAAGAUAAA
Cucurbita moschata (crookneck pumpkin) is the source of this 2264-nucleotide messenger RNA. Its product is annotated as protein SIEVE ELEMENT OCCLUSION B-like. Gene Ontology annotation, biological process: phloem development. The transcript has 7 exons. The coding region runs from base 1 to 2070 and encodes 689 amino acids. NCBI's taxonomy places the organism in Eukaryota, Viridiplantae, Streptophyta, Magnoliopsida, Cucurbitales, Cucurbitaceae. The record is from RefSeq and is a predicted model, not a curated record.